GUUCACGCGCUGAGUAGCAGAGCUGUUCACUCACGGAGAGCUCUUACCGGGGUGUUUUUUCACGGGGGUGUGAACUGAACCAAUCGAGCUGCGAGUAACGCCAAUGCGCGCGAGCUCAAGCAGAGGAGCUGUCCAGCCGCCGCAGUGCUGAAACUCUCGCGUGCAUCCCGCUCCGCUUCACACUGAGGUUAAUGUUCACGAAAACAACGACAUGUUACCAAAAUCCAGACGAGCUCUCACCAUUCAUGAGAUCGCAGCGCUGGCUAGAUCUUCACUUCACGGUAUCUCCCAGGUGGUCAAAGAUCAUGUGACGAAGCCCACGGCGAUGGCGCAGGGGCGUGUGGCCCACCUGAUCGAAUGGAAGGGCUGGUGUAGACCCCCCGACACCCCCAGCGCCCUGGAGUCCCACCUCACGUCUUACUCGCAUCUUUCAGAGGGCGAACAGGAGGCACGUUUCGCUGCAGGAGUGGCAGAGCAGUUUGCGAUCGCUGAGGCUAAACUUCGUGCCUGGUCUUCAGUGGACGGUGACGAAUCGAAUGACGAUUCUUACGAUGAAGAUUUUCUACCUGCAAAUGAGACGUUCACACAGAGCACAGAUCUGUCCUCGUACACUCACCACCUGCGGGACCUCUUACACACUCAGGUGUGUCGAGCUCACUUGCGGAGUCGAGGUCUGUGCGAGACUGAAAGCGGUGUUGGAGCCGACCUUUCACCUCUCGUGGGGUCGCCGGGGUCACCGUCGGACACGCUCUGUUCCAGCAUGUGCAGCUUGGACGAAAGACACCCAUUGUUACGGGACCUCAGUCGCCACACGGAUGCUCCCGUGACCGACCUCAUCGCUAAGAUUCUCGGAGUUCUUCAUGGAGGGGAGGAGCUACUGUUGGCCCGCCUCCAUCGGGCGAUGCACAGACAAGGCCACUCCCCCUGUUGUUUGGCAACAUACUCUGAGACAUUCGAAGACGAUGACACGCCUUGUAAGGACUGUGGAGGUGGAGUCUGCCUUCCGCCGGAAUAUUCCGUGCGUAGAAAGGUGUCGGACGUCGCCUCGUCUGGCGUAGUCUCGCUCGAUGAGGACGAAGUGGACGUGGACGUGGACGUAGAGGAAGAGGAGAGAGACCAACAGUGACCAACUGUCAAUCAUCUCUCAGUUUGACAUGACUCUGCAUGUUUAUUUUGGACUCCUCCCACUAAUUUGCAUUUUGGUCUUUCCUCAGCCCGUUCUGGGCGCCAAAUGCUCUGGUGGUUCGACCUUUAAUAGCGAAAAUACCGCAGCUGAGCGUAAGACUGAAUCUUACGUUUUACGUCUUAAAGAACUUAAAAACAUACAAAGGAGGAGCUAAAGACUGACUGAAAUAUCUCUGCAUGUACUGCAAGUGCCGAACUGAACAUACAGUCAUAAAUGUUUGGAUCUGGACGUCCAGUUGUUGUUUAGCACGGUUUGUGGAUUUGGCUGUUGUGUAACCCUGCUCCUUAUAUGAUGUCAGGCCGCAUUGCAUUCUGGGUCUUGAUGACAUGACGCCUGUUCCCUGGUACCCGGUUGCAUCUUUUGGGCAUGGCUUGUUAAGUACGUCAAACUCGAACUAUCCGAUCUGUCACAAUCGUUUAUGAGGUGAUGCGGGAAUGACGAAUGUUUACAUCCUUGUUGAUCAAGUUCUGCUUUUGUUGAAAUUUAUUUGCAGAUGUUACCCGUCCAGAAUGGCCUUUUCACCACCGCGGUUAUUGUGCUAAAUGUGCACUUUUAAACCAUUAAGUGGCGCUAUAACCACAUUAUUUCACAAGGUGGGAGCUAAACGCUCCAAAGCUCAUUCUCGCGAGGAGCAAACUUUGCGUGCCGAUGUUGCUUUUAAAGAACAGGCUCAAAAGGAAGAUUUUGUUCAUGCAUUGUUGCUUAAGUAUAUGCGAUUAAUUAAAUGCAUUAUUUUACAGUGUCUGCAAUAAGAGGUAAUGGCUCUGCCAACACAAGCGGGCAAUUUGCAGAUCAACUGUAACCGUUUACAAGGUAUUUUUGAAUUGAUUUUCAGCAAGACCAGUAAUAAGAACAUAUAAAGUAACAGUUUCCAUUUAAUGAAUGUAUUUUGAAUCUCGACACAAAUCAAAAUGUAAAAAAUAGAAUCAUUCGAAUAUUAACAAUGUAACAACUGUAAUUUCUUCACACUUAAAGGUGCAUAAAGUGUCUGUUUGCAUCAUCUGGUAGCGAUUUUGCGAACGAAUCUAACGCGUGACUUGAAUUUAUCGUUAAUAGUUUUAUCGCGGUGAACCGCGCGGCGAAAAGGGUCAUUGUGGUGUGGUACCUACUGUAUUAUUAUUAUUAUUAUUAUUAUUAUUAUUAUUAUUAUUAUUAUUUAAUUGAUUCAUACUGUUUGCCUUUUCAACCUGUUUCGUUAAAGGAAUAGUUCAUGCAAAAAAUUAUAAGGAUGUCAUUAAUUACCCACCCUCAUGUCAUCCCAAACCACUAUCCUGUUAUUGUUUAUUUAUUUCCAUGUUACAUAAAAAAUUCGUUUUUUUAAUAAAACACCAUAAAUGGAUCGUAAACGUAGUGUAAAAUUAGCGUGCUGGAUUCCAAGUGUUUUGAAGCUUUGCUCUAAGGGACAGAUUUAAAUUUAAGUCAUUAUUCACUGAUAAUCUUCUCCUCUGAUACAGCUCGGACACCUCACAAGUGGCUUUUUGACGCAACGUGCCAGGUGUGAAGUCGCUGACGACAAACACCAUUCAAGUUUGGCCAUUCCAGCUCACAUAUGUGGGCAAUUCCUGACAUUUUAUCUUUAAGGAAACCUAUCAGAUAUCUCCAGAAGACUUGGAAUAUAGCACAUGUUCCACAAUACAAUAACAGCAUUGAUGGGUUUGGAGGGGGGAGUAAAUAAUGCCAUCAUUCAAAACGUUUUGGUUGAGCUGUUCCUUCAAUGUUUUUAAAGCGUUACUGUUCAAAGAUGAACACAGUGAAUGUUUAGGAGUUGCUCCGGGGUUGUUGAAUCAAUGUAAAUGAUGACGCCUUGUAUCCGUGGGUCAGUUUAAAAGCUGGACUUUCGGACAGUCGCUCUAUUUUUGUACUGUGUGGUUUCUGCGGUGAAUAUGAUAUAAAGUGAGUAACGCUGUGGUUUGUUCACAAGAUGCUUGUUUAUUGCUUUCUCUCUUCUGUAUCUGAAUUAUCACUGUGUGAUAUUGUCUACAUCAGGAAAAAUAAUA
This is a messenger RNA of Xyrauchen texanus (razorback sucker), 3183 nucleotides long. Its product is annotated as protein FAM131A-like. NCBI's taxonomy places the organism in Eukaryota, Metazoa, Chordata, Actinopteri, Cypriniformes, Catostomidae. The record is from RefSeq and is a predicted model, not a curated record. The transcript is spliced from 5 exons. The coding region runs from base 212 to 1126 and encodes 304 amino acids.